Oldenlandia corymbosa var. corymbosa is the source of this 810-nucleotide messenger RNA. Lineage: Eukaryota; Viridiplantae; Streptophyta; Magnoliopsida; Gentianales; Rubiaceae. The record is from the annotation of a GenBank genome assembly.
AUGGCUGAAGAUCGGAUUAGUGAUUUGCCGGACGCAAUCAUCAGUCGCAUUUUGUCAUAUCUCCCAACAGAACAGCCAUGGAUAGCUCUGUUUCAAUCGAUCCCAGAUCUUGAACUUGAUUUCGAUGAUUCCUUGCUCCGGCAUGAUCCCAAUGGAGAACCCUUUGAAGGAAAUCCAGCAUUCGUCAAUUGUGUUGGUGGGGUUUUGUCCAGGUUGCUGGAAAUAAAUGCCAAGAUUCGUGGAUUCAAGCUCAAGGUUCACAAGAAGUACGAGAAUGAUGAAGAUGGUGGUCACUGUAAUUAUAAAAUCUAUUCCAACUGUCGCAUUAUCGGUUCUUGGCUCCAUUCUGCUGCAAGCCUUGGCGUCCAAUUCGUUAGCCUUGAUGUCUCAUUCGCAGAUUCUAAGGAAUUACUCUCCAGUCUUGAUGGUUGCAUUACCUUGGAGAAGUUGCAAUUUACAGAGCGUCUUGAUUUCUCUGUUUCGGGUCUCCCUCGGGUGAUGAACUCGGUUGAUCCAUUUGGACACAACUGGAACAUUCCUGAUGGGUGCUAUGCCCGUUUCCUGUCAUCAAUCCCAAUAGGUGUGCCCUUCUAUUUAACUCAGCAUUUGAAGAAGAUAAAGAUUCAAAAAUUUUCAGGCUGGGAAGACGAAAUCGACUUCAUGGUUUAUCUUUUACGGAAUGGCAAAGUACUGCAGGAAGUCAGUUUCUUCGGCAACUUCGGCUUCAGCGCCGAUGAUCAACUUGUUUUGGAAAGAUUUCAAGCUGCAAUCACAUCAACGACCUGCCAGAUCAGAUUUUUCCGAAAUUGA